CGCGCUCCUCCAGGAGAUGGGAGAGGAUGUCACAGGCGGUCCAGGCGCCUUCGCAACUCUUCUCUCCCAGCACCAGGAGAGAAAACGCGAGUGAUGCCACUGGGGGAAAAUGUCUCCUGCCAACACCCGAAAAAUGUAACCUGGCGUCGGCAGUGUUUUGCUUUGGAAGUGAGAGCGGGUUCCCUUUCUGGCCUCCGGAUCCCUCAUCCGGCAGGAAGCUCUUCCUCCUCCUCCUCGCCCCCAGGAAACGGGGUGAAAGCCAAAGAGCCUCCAAGACCUGAGGCUAGCGCUCCGCCGGCCGGCCGCGCCCUCCACCCAACCAGGCCCCGCCUCUCUGGCUUUCUAGUAACCGGCGCCCUUCCCGGCCGGGGCAGGGAACCGGGCGCCUGCAAAGCCAGGUUUCAGCCCAAGGGAGCGGGAGUCUUUUCGGGCGUCCGGGAUCCCCUGGCGCGGCCGCGCGCUGCCUAACGGGGAAAGUCGCAUGCGCAUCGAGCCGCGCCGGGGAAAGGGAGAGUGAGGGGAGGGGCGAGCGCAGAGCCUCCGCUGGCUGUCGGAGCCCGCCGGGUCGCAGACGACGCAUGCGCCGGGAGGGGGCGCAAUCACCGACUCUGCCUGCGGCUGCCGGUUUAAAAAAGGAAACCCCGGAGAGCGAGAGCGCGAAGGAAAUCUGGCCGCCGCCGCGAGCGCUCCCGGUACUGUUCAAUUUGCUGGGGAACAAAGGAGAUGUAAAAGCCCUGCCUUUGAGGAGCUUACUUGCUAACUGAAGAAACCAGCUGCUGAAACUCAGAAGCUGAUUGUGUUACAUUGUAAGAUGCCUUUGGAUAAUUCUACAGUCCUCUUAGAUGAAUCUUUAGAACUUGGCGAGUUUCGCUAGAUACCUUCAAUCAUCAUUUUGAGCUCAAAGAAUUCUGAAACUUAACGGUUGAUCAUAUAGAAGAGUACCUUGAACCUAUAGUUUCCUGAAGAAUCAGUUUAAAAGAUCCAAAGAGUACAAAAGGAAAGUACAAAUGUCUACCACAAGACGAAAACGUAGUAUGUUAUGUUGUUUACCAUAAGCUGUGGUAAAAUGAGCUCGAUUGUUGACAGAGAUGACAGUAGUAUUUUUGAUGGGUUGGUGGAAGAAGAUGACAAGGACAAAGCAAAAAGAGUAUCUAGAAACAAAUCUGAAAAGAAACGUAGAGAUCAGUUUAAUGUUCUCAUUAAAGAACUGGGAUCCAUGCUUCCUGGUAAUGCUAGAAAGAUGGACAAAUCUACUGUUCUGCAGAAAAGCAUUGAUUUUUUACGAAAACAUAAAGAAAUCACUGCACAGUCAGAUGCUAGUGAAAUUCGACAGGACUGGAAACCUACAUUCCUUAGUAAUGAAGAGUUUACACAAUUAAUGUUAGAGGCUCUUGAUGGUUUUUUUUUAGCAAUCAUGACAGAUGGAAGCAUAAUAUAUGUGUCCGAGAGUGUAACUUCAUUACUUGAACAUUUACCAUCUGAUCUUGUGGAUCAAAGUAUAUUUAAUUUUAUCCCAGAAGGGGAACAUUCAGAGGUUUAUAAAAUACUCUCUACUCAUCUGCUGGAAAGUGAUUCAUUAACCCCAGAGUAUUUAAAAUCAAAAAAUCAAUUAGAGUUCUGUUGUCAUAUGCUCCGAGGAACAAUAGACCCAAAGGAGCCAUCUACCUAUGAAUAUGUAAAAUUUAUAGGAAAUUUCAAAUCUUUAAACAGUGUAUCCUCUUCAGCACACAAUGGUUUUGAAGGAACUAUACAACGCACACAUAGGCCAUCUUAUGAAGAUAGAGUUUGUUUUGUAGCUACUGUCAGGUUAGCUACACCACAGUUCAUUAAGGAAAUGUGCACUGUUGAAGAACCCAAUGAAGAGUUUACAUCUAGACAUAGUUUAGAAUGGAAGUUUCUGUUUCUAGAUCACAGGGCACCACCCAUAAUAGGAUAUUUGCCAUUUGAAGUUCUAGGAACAUCAGGCUAUGAUUACUAUCAUGUGGAUGACCUAGAAAAUUUGGCAAAAUGUCAUGAGCACUUGAUGCAAUAUGGGAAAGGUAAAUCAUGUUACUAUAGAUUCCUGACUAAAGGGCAACAGUGGAUUUGGCUUCAAACUCAUUAUUAUAUCACUUAUCAUCAGUGGAAUUCAAGGCCAGAGUUUAUUGUUUGUACUCACACUGUAGUAAGUUAUGCAGAAGUUAGGGCUGAAAGACGACGAGAACUUGGCAUUGAAGAGUCUCUUCCUGAGGCAGCUGCUGACAAAAGCCAAGAUUCUGGGUCAGAUAAUCGUAUAAACACAGUCAGUCUGAAGGAAGCAUUGGAAAGGUUUGAUCACAGCCCAACCCCUUCUGCUUCUUCUCGGAGCUCAAGAAAAUCAUCUCACACAGCAGUCUCAGACCCUUCCUCAACACCAACCAAGAUCCCGACAGAUACGAGCACUCCACCCAGGCAGCAUUUACCAGCUCAUGAGAAGAUGGUGCAAAGAAGGUCAUCGUUUAGUAGUCAGUCCAUAAAUUCCCAGUCUGUUGGUUCAUCAUUAACACAGCCAGUGAUGUCUCAAGCUACAAAUUUACCAAUUCCACAAGGCAUGUCCCAGUUUCAGUUUUCAGCUCAAUUAGGAGCCAUGCAGCAUCUGAAAGACCAACUGGAACAACGGACACGCAUGAUAGAAGCAAAUAUUCAUCGGCAACAAGAAGAAUUAAGGAAAAUUCAAGAACAGCUUCAGAUGGUCCAUGGUCAGGGGCUGCAGAUGUUUUUGCAACAGUCAAAUCCUGGGUUGAAUUUUAGUUCUGUUCAACUUUCUUCUGGAAAUUCAUCUAACAUCCAGCAACUUGCACCUAUAAACAUGCAAGGCCAGGUUGUUCCUUCUAACCAGAUUCAAAGUGGAAUGAAUACUGGACAUAUUGGCACAACUCAGCACAUGAUACAACAACAGACUUUGCAGAGUACAUCAACUCAGAGUCAACAGAAUGUUCUGAGUGGGCAUAGUCAGCAAACAUCUCUACCCAGUCAGACACAGAGCACUCUUACAGCCCCACUGUAUAACACUAUGGUGAUUUCUCAGCCUGCCGCUGGAAGCAUGGUCCAGAUUCCAUCCAGUAUGCCACAAAACAGCACCCAGAGUGCUGCCGUAACUACGUUCACUCAGGACAGGCAGAUAAGAUUUUCUCAAGGUCAACAACUUGUGACCAAAUUAGUGACUGCUCCUGUAGCUUGUGGGGCAGUCAUGGUACCUAGUACUAUGCUCAUGGGCCAGGUGGUGACUGCAUAUCCUACUUUUGCUACACAACAGCAACAGUCACAGACAUUGUCAGUAACACAGCAGCAGCAGCAGAGCUCCCAGGAGCAGCAGCUCACUUCAGUUCAGCAACCAUCUCAGGCUCAGCUGACCCAGCCACCGCAACAGUUUUUACAGACUUCUAGGUUGCUCCAUGGGAAUCCCUCAACUCAGCUCAUCCUCUCUGCUGCAUUUCCUCUACAACAGAGCACCUUCCCUCAGUCACAUCACCAGCAACAUCAGUCUCAGCAACAGCAGCAACUCAACCGGCACAGAACUGACAGCUUGCCCGACCCUUCCAAGGUUCAACCACAGUAGCACAUGCACUUCCUCUCUGACAUCAAGGGAGGAAAGGGAUGGCCCAUUAAGAGUUACUCAAAUGACCUGAGGAAAAGAGGAAAAGUUCCAGCAGUUUCAUGAGAUGCAGUAUUGAGUGUUCUAGUUCCUGGAAUUAGUUCGCAGAGAAAUGCUGCCUAGUGCUACAGAUGUACAUUAAAUACCAGCCAGCAGGAGGUAAUCAUAGGGGCAUAGCCAAUUCUGACAGUGUUUUAGUUGCCCGGAUAUUUUUUGAUGGAAAAAGAAUAUAUUGCCAAAUGUUAAGCUCAGCUAUGAAAUGACCUCCAGUGAAUCAGAAAGGCACUAACAAUGUUAGUAACUUUUAGUGGUUCUGUGCCUCUUAUCAAGUGUUAGAGAGGACAUACCACUGCCAUGUCAGGGGUUUGCUUACAAUGAUGCCAUGAAGACAGUCCAGUAGACUUGGUAGCUACCCCCUCCCCAAACCUUCCCCCUUUUCAGAUAAUGAUGGAGCAGUAAUUACUUUCAGAAUGUUGUGUAGGUUCAAAUUCUCUAUGUACAGAUGAUGUAAAAAUAUGUGUAUGUCUGGAUAAAAGAAGAGAAAGCAAAACAUUUUGUAUGCUGCAUGAAAGCGUUAUCUCUUCCUUACAGGUAUGAGCACCUUUCCUGAGAUUCUGACACCAUGUGCAAACUGAUCCAUCCUCUGUUUUUCCUUUUGUUUACAACACAGUAGUGUUCUAUUCACUUUUCCGGGGCACAAGUUUUUUUGUUCAUACUUUGGCUGUGAUGUCACAGUUUGUUCAGUGAGGUAUGAUGUGCUGCUGGGAAUGGAUUUUUUUUUUUUCAGGUUAAAUUAUUGAUACAACAGGAUUUUCAAGUUAUUCAGAAAUAUCCCUCAUUUCAUUGUUUUUCAAUUAUGUUUGAAAAUAGGAUUUGCACUGCUUUAUUUUAGGUGGUUGGGAGUCUUGAUUGCAUAUUUUGAUAUAGUUCAUAGUUGGAAAUAUUUGUGUAAAUGGUUUUCAACAAGCCUGAAAGUAAUUUCAAGAAUGUUUCAGUUAUAGAGGUAAAAUUUGCACACAAAACAUCUUAGGCACUUUUUAACAUUCUCAAUCAUGGGAAUUUUAACUUUUGGGAUUUGUUGAAAUCUUUUUUAUUAUCCUUCACAAUUUCAAUGCUUCUUUUAGUCAGAAAUGAUUCAGGGUUAUUUGAGGGGAAAAAAACCCCAUAGUGCCUUGAUUUUAAUUCAGGUGAUAACUCACCAUCUUGAACUCAUUGUCUGGUUUCUGUAGCAGUUUUGAAACCUUAGUACAUUUUUAACAGCAUGUGGGUGUCAGUCGUCAUUAUUCUCCUAGUAAGUUCCUUUGAGGACUGCUAUCAGUCUCUUGGACUGGAGGUACAAAUAAUUUAGAAAUAAAAGAUGACAACCUAACACUGUCAUAGUUAUUAAUGUGAUCUUAAAAUUGUUUCCUAAAUCAGCAUUUUUCUUUAAAGUUAAAUAGUCAUUUAAGAAUUACCAGUAAAUAUUUGCUCAGUAUGAUCUUGAUAUUCCUACAAAGGAAAAAGAAGAGGUAGAUUUGGCUAUGCUUUCACAACAACACUAGAAUAUUGUAACUCACAUGCCUUCUAAACGUGAACUAAGAUUUCCUUUGGCAAUAUCAUAUUCUAAAAGUAAUAAAUUCUAAUACCAGUUACAUACGUUUUAAAGAGCAUUUUAUAGAUUUUAUGGUACUAAUAAAAUUUAUAGUGAUAGAACAAAAAAUUAGUAGAAAAUACCUUAUUAGAAUAUUAAAAAUGUUAUUACUGAGGAAAGGAAGGACAAGUGUAAUAAAUCAAAAUUGAUCUCAAAAGAAAAUGUAUAACAGAGUUUAGGUUGUUCAACAGAAAAGGUUCUGAAUGAUGAAAAUAACCUAAUGCAGAAUUGCUAGGUAAAGAGGUCAGGGGAACACUAAGCCAGUUCGCAGGACUUCUCUGUCCUCUGCUUUGCUGUUAUCCUUAAGGCAUACACUUUGUCUUUCUGCAGAAAAUUCUACCUGGCCACGAUUAAUUUGAACAUUAAUGUUGAAAAAGAAAAAAAACAAAGAAAAUUGCUACCUACCCUUCUACAAAAGUGUGACUAGAUACCAAUCAGUAAUUAACAUAUCAAGGAGCUCUUAGCUAAAUGACCAUCCAGUGGAGAUUUCCGACAUUCCCAUGAAUAUCAAGAAUAGUUGUCAGAAAAUGUAUGUAUGUGACCAUAUGCACGUAUAGACAAGGUGGAUGUUGUAGGAUAUGGCAAUAGCGUUUCUCUCCCCUUUCAAAUUGCCUUUCUUGACCUUAAGCCAUUCCAUAUAUAUCUGAGUUGUGCCUCAUUUGUUAAUUGGCAAUACCUAGUGAUAUGGAUUUAGCUAACAAAAGAUAUGAAAAACAAUUACAUUAAGGCCUGUCCUCUACAUAUUAUACUUAAAAAAACUGUGAGUACUACAUAGUUAGGUUGGCAGCAGCAAAGCGUAAGACAAGCCCCAGGUAAACAUAUAAACUGUUUACUCACGUUGUCCUACCCCAGCCCCUUCAAGUCUUUCCCAUCUCCGCAAAUAGUUGGGGGGAAAAAUUACAUUUUUCCUUUAUAAUUCUUACUGCUCUUCAUAGCUCAUCUUUUUUUCUGCUUGGAAUUAACCAUUGCUAAUUUAAAGGAGCAGCUAGCUGCUUUUCUGUCAGUCUGAAAUGGUGGAAAGCAGCCUCUUAAAUGCUGUUUGUUUUCCUCCUGCUUCUCUUAAAUUUGGGUUGCAAAGCUAUCCCCCCCCACCCCACCC
This is a messenger RNA of Cebus imitator (Panamanian white-faced capuchin), 6342 nucleotides long. It is a transcript of the gene CLOCK, whose product is annotated as clock circadian regulator. Gene Ontology annotation, molecular function: DNA-binding transcription factor activity, RNA polymerase II-specific; E-box binding; protein dimerization activity. Gene Ontology annotation, cellular component: CLOCK-BMAL transcription complex; cytoplasm; nucleus. The transcript is spliced from 24 exons. The record is from RefSeq and is a predicted model, not a curated record. NCBI's taxonomy places the organism in Eukaryota, Metazoa, Chordata, Mammalia, Primates, Cebidae. The coding region runs from base 1040 to 3577 and encodes 845 amino acids. Gene Ontology annotation, biological process: circadian regulation of gene expression; regulation of transcription by RNA polymerase II.